AUGGCCAAAGGCAAAAUUUUCAAGAGCAGACGUCGCGUCGAAUUGAAAAGGGAGAUUGAAGAAGAACAGCACGGAUACUAUGACGCCGCCCCAAGCUCAAGCCAGCAAAGCCAAGGCAGCAUCGGCGGCACCAACGAAGACAGCGGCGUCCCCGGCCCACACCAACUCGUCUGGCCCUUCUCCUACGCGGUACUCCAAGCCCACGCGGCCAGCCAGAGCGACGGCGGCGCGAGGCUUCUCGAGGAUGCCAGGUGGAAGUGCUGCAACUGCGGCUAUUACAAUGCGAUGCCCGCACGCGGGUUGAGGCUGAUGCACUGCCGGAACCCUGAGGGGUGCGUGGUGAACCCGGGGACUUUGCAGGUGCACGCUGGACCUGCUUCGUGUUGUGCGAUUGUUGGGCCCGAGGGGGCUUGGACGCCGAUGGAUGUCUUGGAUUUGAGGUUUCGUAGUGAGGAGGCGAUGAUGGGGGCGAGGGGAGAUUGA
Molecule: messenger RNA, 483 nt
Organism: Colletotrichum tamarilloi
Lineage: Eukaryota; Fungi; Ascomycota; Sordariomycetes; Glomerellales; Glomerellaceae
Exons: 1
Coding region: 1-483 (160 amino acids)
Source: RefSeq, a predicted model, not a curated record